CAAGAGCUGCCUGGAGCAGAAGUCCUGCUAGUCGCCUCCGUCUGGGUACCAGCCCCCCAUUACUCCGCAGGCGUGUGAAGGAAGAAGGAAACUAGCCCCGGACCGCGAGCGGAGAGAACCGGCGGACUUUGGGUGGGGGUGAGGCGAGUGGAUGGCGGUUGACAGAGACUCCGAAGCAAGGUGCCACACUCAGGGUACUCGUGUCCCGAGUCCUGCUCCGUCCACCAAGCACUCCGUCCCCUCGGUUCCCUGCCUGUUUGCAGGUUUAUAGGGUCUGUUGGCCCAUAGGUCGCCUCAAAAGUCGUGCCGAGGGAAGGAGCCAACUGCCUUGGGACCGUGCAGGUCCGUGUGAAGUUCUCCAAAGCCAGCUGUCUUUCCGACCUUCUGCCAGACUGUCCAUCAAUCUCCGUGGAAGGAGUACUGACAACAGAAGACGAGGGAAGAAGAAGAAAUUUACCUGACAUUGGUAGAGAUUCAUCACAAGGGAGCUACAGGAGCCCUGGAGAGGCUGAAGAGGACUACGCUCCACCAUUACUCACCCUGGCCCUAAGAAUCCUCCUCAAUCAGGUGGAACAAGGCCCUCUCCUGUCCUGUCCAAAGGCUGGCACGGACUUGAGCAUGGGCCGGGCUCGGGAAGUGGGUUGGAUGGCAGCAGGACUGAUGAUUGGGGCUGGUGCCUGCUACUGUGUUUACAAACUAACCAUAGGAAGAGAUGACAGUGACAAGUUGGAGGAGGAGGAAGAGGAAUGGGACGAUGACCAGGAGCUGGAUGAGGAAGAACCUGAGCUUUGGUUUGAUUUCACAACUAUGGCUCGGCCCUGGAGUGAGGAUGGGGAUUGGACUGAACCUGGGGCCCCUGGUGGCACUGAGGACAGGCCCUCAGGUGGGGGCAAGGCCAACCGAACACACCCAGUAAAACAGCGCCUAUUCCCCUAUGAACAUAAAAAUUCUUGGAGCACUCAAAGCUUUAAAAAUUUCAGGUGUGUACUUGACCUCUCUAAGUGUCCUUUCAUUCAGGGAAAAAUGUGGUUUGCUCAGCCCAAGGAUGCUGGUUUUUCAUUUAGCCAUGGUAUCAAUCGUCAUUCGACCAGCCUCUGCGUUGUUGGAAGCACGAUCCCCACUCCCGACCCCGCUAUUAAGGAGAAGGCUUUCUGUGCUCUGGAUAACUUAAAUGCAAGGGUUGAAAACCAGGGCCAGAUUAAGAUGUCCAUCAGUGGAGUGUGUCGGGAGACUGUGUCACAUUGCUGCAACUCAUUUCUGCAGCGGGCCGGAUUCAAUUUGUUAAUAAGCAUGACAGUUAUUAAUCACAUGCUUGCCGAGUCCGUUUCAGACUUGAAGUUCCCUUUGAUAUCCGAGGGAAGUGGAUGUGCCAAGGUUCAGGUUUUGAAACUGUCGAUGGGUUUGUCUGAAAAGCCAGUCUUGGCAGGGGAAUCGCUGGGUGCCCAAACGCUGCUCUCAUUCGUGUCCCUCUUGAUCAGGAACGGAAACACACAGGCUCUCCCCGACACCCUGGCCUCUUAGAUGGCCGCCUCGAGCGGAGCGGAACGGAACGGGACGGAAUCCACCCAAAAGCCUGCUGGUGAACACACCCUCGUGUUCUCAUUCAAAGAGUCUGCAGUGGGUGCUGUUGGAGAUCCAGCCUUAGCCAGUCACCGCAUCACGGGGUGCAAGUUACACUUGCUACGUGGAGGACCACACUCUUCUGGGCCAGGCAGGGGUCCCCCCAGAGCUCGGAGUAACUUCUUGGUUUUGCAGUCUGCAGGCCGUGUGCGCUGUCGGUUACUCCCUUGCGGCCUUCCUCCUGCGGCAAAGGGAUCCUUUCAGCCGCCAGCCGUGGCUACGGAACAUCCUCUAAGAGCAUGGCGAGGGAGGCCUUGCCCGUGGCGGUCUCCCUGUCCAAGCCGGGCCGCUUUGUGGAGACCAGACACGUGUCGGGGCUCGUGCUGGAAACGCAUCUGUUGCCGCUUAGGUCGAAUUCUUUCCCAUUUACUCCUUCUUCUAUGCGAGUUGAUGGACGGAGAACCUGUGCGUCCACGAAGGACACGCCCCUUGUCUGUGCUGUGCUGACUUAACCUCAUCCACCCAGGCCUACGUUUGUAUGUAUCAUCAAUAAAGUUGUGCGCUUUGAUUGGCGAAAA
This is a messenger RNA of Callorhinus ursinus (northern fur seal), 2138 nucleotides long. RefSeq names its product protein ARMCX6. The record is from RefSeq and is a predicted model, not a curated record. Lineage: Eukaryota; Metazoa; Chordata; Mammalia; Carnivora; Otariidae. Gene Ontology annotation, cellular component: mitochondrion.